Fraxinus pennsylvanica is the source of this 1368-nucleotide messenger RNA. NCBI's taxonomy places the organism in Eukaryota, Viridiplantae, Streptophyta, Magnoliopsida, Lamiales, Oleaceae. The record is from the annotation of a GenBank genome assembly.
AUGGAGGAUCAUGCAGUACAAUUGGAAAGGGAUUUAAUUAUGAAAGAGCAGGAAACACUUGGCGUUUUAAAGGAACUGGAAGCAGCUAAAAGAUAUGUUGAAUACUUAAAAGUGAAUCUGAUGCAAGAAGUGCCUUCAUUCUGCUCAACUCCUGACAUAAAUUUGGAAAGGGAAAUCACUGUUCCAAAUGAGGAAUCAGCUGAAACGUUGAGCUUGUGCCCAGUUCCAUCCCCUGGUUUGAUUUUCACUGAGUUGAAUCAAGCUAAAUCAAGCCUUAGUAAGACUUCAGUAGAUCUUAACGUAAUUCGAGCCUCCGUUGAGUCUCUGAACAGAAAAUUGAGAAAAGAAGGAAUUUUGCUUGAAAUGAGAACGAAGCCACAAGUACCAAAUUCCGAAGGAGUCUUGUCUGAUCUAGUCAAGAAGGCAGAAACUAAAGGUGACUUGCAGGGUUCUACGAAUAUCUCCAAGGAACUAAAUUUAUUUAAUUUUGAGGAUGAGCAGUUUAAGAAGAUGACAGAAGCUUCAAGAUACGAGGUCAUGAAGGCAAUGACGGAGAUUGAGCGAACAAAGAACAGUAUUAAAAUGGCUGAAAUGAGGUUGAAUGCAGCGAAAAAGAUGGAAGAAGCGGCUAAAGCAGUGGAAGCUAUUUCUCUUGCUGAAAAAACGGCUCUAUUGAAUGGUGAGAAUUCAUCAGAUGUUUUACUGCACAAGCCUAAUGGAAUAACUCUAUCGUUUGAAGAGUACCAAUCUCUUACUCGAAAAGCCCAACAAGGUGACGAGCUGUGGAAAACAAAAUUUAUAGAUACCAAUGCCAUGCGUCAAACCAAUGAAGCACGACAUGCCGAAGCAGUUAUUCUGGAGAACUUUGAGGAAUUUACCAAAGAAAACAAAAAAACCGAAGAUGAUUUUUGCAGCAAAGAAGAAACUCGUAGAAUAGAAGUCCAUGGGGAUAGGUUUUCUCAAACGCGAUUGGAGCAUGGUGGAGAGCAGAAUCCCUCGGCUAAGUUCAAAUUUAGAAAUUCUCGCUCCUCUCUUGGCCGUCGUAAUCCACCAGAUCUCAAUGCAAAUGAGUCGGUUCCUGGUUUUAGAUCUACAACUUCAAUAGGAGACAUAAUGAAUAGGAGAUUGAUUCUACAAGAUGAUUUCAUGGUGGGAAAUCAUGUGGAAAACCAAACUGAAAGGCAACAUAUUUCUUUGAGCCAAAUGCUGCGCAAACAGAGUCGACUUAUUUUGCAUCCUACAAAACCAGCAGCAGAUGGGGGUAAUGUUGAGAAGCAAUUCUUUAUGCAGAAGAAGAAAUUUGGAUUCAUCCAAGUACCACUGCCAAAACAUGGCAAGAAGAAACCACAGCCUAUGAAUAUGAGAUGA